This is a messenger RNA of Dendroctonus ponderosae (mountain pine beetle), 899 nucleotides long. RefSeq lists its product as uncharacterized. NCBI's taxonomy places the organism in Eukaryota, Metazoa, Arthropoda, Insecta, Coleoptera, Curculionidae. The transcript is spliced from 5 exons. The record is from RefSeq and is a predicted model, not a curated record. The coding region runs from base 380 to 871 and encodes 163 amino acids.
AUUUGGGGGAAUUAGUCAAUUGUUUAAUGUGGGGUGGGAAACACAGUGCGCGUCACGCUCCGUCAAAACAUCGAAAAUUUGCAUCUUCCGGGUGAAAUUCGCGGAUUUCCGCGAAGCGGAAUUUCCCGUCUAUGCCUUGAAGGAAUUUUCCCUUCUGAAAGUGGAAUUUUCGCGAAAAAACGCGACUUUCCCAACUGGGGUCCGUCUGACGUUUGCUGUCAUCCAAACCGCCCAUACUUGACAGCGAUCAAAUCCGAGCAGCGUUGCCUUUAAACGGGCCUGGAAUGGACGUCACCGUCAAGCAAAUUAAACUGCGUCCUAAUCCAGAAAAUUUCAAUGACUUUGCAACACUGUCUUUAGUGGUACACUUUUGGGGAGCAUGAAGUCCCAGUUCAUUGAGCAGGUCCAACUGCUGAUGGAAACGCAACAUAUCAAAUACACCGAGUGUAUCUUCGGCAAACCCAACAAUUACAUGUGGCUGUGCAGCAAAAAGCCGCACAUGGUCUACUGGAUGUCCACGAAGGAUGAAAUAAAAAUCCGAAACUGCCUGGACCGCAUCACUCAGGAGCAGGAAAUCAAAGUUCUGAAGCUGGUGCUCACUUAUUUGGACAGCAAUCCGAACGCCAGUCCCAGUAAAGUUCCGGAAAUCACGCUGCAUUACUUGAAUGAGGUGAUCACGUGCAAUAUCUUCAGACAGGCCAAAGAGGAAGCGCAAGCCGCUCAAAAACCGUUCUCUAGGAUGGCCAGUUUCCGUGAGAGCUUGAGGAAGUUGAGCGGUUUGAGAAACAAGAGCGCCAAUUACGAGCAGCAAAAAAGGGCGGUGACUUUCGCGGAAGUUCCCACGAUUUACCGCAUUCCCAUGCAAAAGUAGCGUGCCAAUAAAGCGUCUUGCAACUGUU